AUGCCAAUCAACACAUCAGAGUCCGACGUAGGCGUCACUGGCGCUGCCAAAUUCGUCACAUCGACUGUCGGCAACACAGUAGGCGGCCUAGCCAAGACCUUAGGCGGCGUCACCGGUGCCGCAGGUCGUGGCAUCGGCGACACCAUUACCGGCGCAACGGGAAGUCUCGGCAAACCUUUGGGCGACGGGCUGAAUAACGCGGCGACAGGUGUUGAGAGUGGCACGAAGAGAGUCGCGCAGGGAGUCGAAGAUGCUGGGCAGUGGAGGGGUGGGGCGAAACGGUUCUAG
This is a messenger RNA of Exophiala viscosa, 288 nucleotides long. RefSeq lists its product as uncharacterized. The coding region runs from base 1 to 288 and encodes 95 amino acids. The transcript is spliced from 2 exons. The record is from RefSeq and is a predicted model, not a curated record. NCBI's taxonomy places the organism in Eukaryota, Fungi, Ascomycota, Eurotiomycetes, Chaetothyriales, Herpotrichiellaceae.